Messenger RNA from Aspergillus sclerotioniger CBS 115572, 600 nucleotides. RefSeq lists its product as uncharacterized. The record is from RefSeq and is a predicted model, not a curated record. Bases 1 to 600 code for a protein of 199 amino acids. NCBI's taxonomy places the organism in Eukaryota, Fungi, Ascomycota, Eurotiomycetes, Eurotiales, Aspergillaceae. The transcript is spliced from 2 exons.
AUGUCUUCCAACCCCAGGGAAGCUCCCAGCCCCCGCACUGCCCCUCCCCCUCCACCACCCCCGCUAGGCAGCGACAGGGAGUCCACUCUUUUGGCAGCACCUCGGCCUCCAAUUGUGGCCGGAACUGGCCCUGCGGGGGCCUUUAUGGUCCAACUGUUGAUUUAUAAUGGUCAUCCGUUCAAAGACCAUUGGGCGUACUGGGUGUGCUCGCAUGCCAGCCCUGACUACGGUGUCAUGAUUCAUGCAACUGGAGAUGUGCGAAACGGUUUCAAAUUCGAGGUGAAGCGUGGCCACGACUUCCGGGCUACCCAGAAUCCUCCCAGCAAGAGGAUUCCGCUGCAAUGGGUCAGUGGGGAAUACUUCGAUGAAGGGACCAUUCUCAACAAUGGACAAUACAAGAUUGACAAUGAUCCUGUCUGUGGUUUUGAGGCUAGUGCCCACAAAGUCAAGGCUCCUGGAAAGUCUCUGAAUACGACUGAUAGCAAGAAGGUCACUCAGAGGAACUGUCAAACAUGGAUUGUUGAGUCUGCCGAUCAACUUGUCAGAGAUAAUAUAUUCGACAAGGAUGUUGCCGAUUACCUUCACGCAAUCCAGCAGUGA